Molecule: messenger RNA, 747 nt
Organism: Malaclemys terrapin pileata
Lineage: Eukaryota; Metazoa; Chordata; Testudines; Emydidae
Product: histone H4
Exons: 1
Coding region: 6-317 (103 amino acids)
Biological process (GO): nucleosome assembly
Cellular component (GO): nucleosome
Molecular function (GO): DNA binding; protein heterodimerization activity; structural constituent of chromatin
Source: RefSeq, a predicted model, not a curated record
UAGCUAUGUCAGGUCGCGGAAAGGGCGGUAAAGGGUUGGGGAAAGGCGGUGCUAAGAGACAUCGGAAAGUGCUGCGGGAUAACAUCCAGGGCAUUACCAAGCCUGCGAUUCGCCGUCUGGCUCGCCGCGGCGGGGUGAAGCGCAUCUCGGGGCUGAUCUACGAAGAGACCCGCGGGGUGCUGAAGGUUUUCCUGGAGAACGUGAUCCGCGAUGCGGUGACCUACACCGAGCACGCCAAGCGCAAGACGGUGACCGCCAUGGAUGUGGUCUACGCCCUGAAACGCCAGGGGCGCACCCUGUACGGCUUCGGGGGCUGAUUCAGUUCUUUAAAGCGUGAAACGCUGUUUAUUCAAUUCAAAGGCUCUUUUAAGGGCCACCCACUCGUCCACGGAAAGAGCUUGUUGCACUGCUGUGUUGGGAUAGAAGUGAAGUGGUCUAUGGGGGUGUAGUAAGGGGUUGGUUUAGUCGCCUUAAGGGAACCCACAAACUUAUCGGGGGGAGGGUAAAAACUGCUUUCUACCGCGGUCCUGUAACGAUUAUGUAAACCUUAAGGAUGUAACUAGUUCUGCGAACAGUAUUUUUUUUUCCCCGGAAGGAUUUCGAUUUACAGCCUGUUGGGACUAGAGAGAAUUCGGAACUCUGGGCGUUUACACGCAGAAGGAAAGAGGAGCGAAACAUCCUCGAGUGCGCGCAGAAGAAAGGGGACGCGCAGCCCCGGCCUUGCGUGCAAUACAGCGGCAGAACCGA